UUGUACCUAGUAACAUGGAGAUUGGCACUGCUACUAACCUACAUAUUAAGGUAUUGGUUAUGUCUAAGCCUACUAUUGCAGCCUAUGUAUGUACAUACAUGAGGCCGAAGUACGGAGACGAUUUAGAAGAACAUCAAGAACAACGUUGAACUAUAAAUGCACGGAUGACACUGGAUGUACUACCUAGGGUGUGUAGUUACAUUGUAGUACUAUAUUGCUGUACAUGUACAAACCCUAAUUGGCUCAAAAUUCAACAGCCCCCGCCCUUCACGCCUUUCACUCCCCUCCAUCUCUCUUCACUUCCUUGCAAGCUUUGACUUGAGAGAAAGGUAACAGCCGAUACAAUACAAUACAAUACAAAAACUAUUUAUACAAAGCUAUGUCCAUAGCCCAUCGAGCUCUUUUUACUGCUCGAUCACUUACUUCAUUCACUGUUCGUCGUGCCUUGAUUCCAGCUACCAGAAUCACACAAACUCCAUAUCUUCCUCUAACCUCACAAUCUAUCCGCAAAAUGUCCGAUCUCACUACGGUCUUGGCCAAGGACGCUGCCCCGCCAGCUGGACCUUACUCUCACGCCAUCAAAACCCCCACUGCCAUCUACUGCUCCGGCCAGAUUCCCUGUGACGCGAGUGGCAACCUUGUGGAGGGCACUAUUGGUGAGAAGACGGCGGCCUGCAUCUCUAACUUGAAGGCCGUUCUCAUUGCCGCCGGUUCUUCUAUUGAGCGAGUCGUCAAGGUCAACGUCUUCUUGGCUGACAUGUCCCUCUUCGCCGACAUGAACAAGGAGUAUGAGAAGUGGUUCACCCAUAAGCCUGCCCGAAGCUGCGUGGCUGUUAAGCAGCUCCCUAAGGCCGUCGAUGUUGAGAUAGAGUGCAUUGCUCUUCCGUAAGCAGUCACUGAUGGCAAGGCAUUUGCGUGUCGUUGCAUGCGUCCGCCUACAGACCUCUAUAUCUACUAGAUACUAGGUACUCGGUAGUCUAUAAAACUUCCGGAUCAAUGAUAUAUGAUCUUCCAAAUGAUGUGUUUCCCAC
Messenger RNA from Hypoxylon fragiforme, 1031 nucleotides. Its product is annotated as Endoribonuclease L-PSP-domain-containing protein. The transcript has 4 exons. Gene Ontology annotation, molecular function: deaminase activity. Gene Ontology annotation, cellular component: cytosol; mitochondrion. The record is from RefSeq and is a predicted model, not a curated record. The coding region runs from base 380 to 889 and encodes 169 amino acids. Lineage: Eukaryota; Fungi; Ascomycota; Sordariomycetes; Xylariales; Hypoxylaceae.